AUGGAGGAAGCGACAUCAUAUGGAACAAAGAAAGGAAAAAAUACUGAACCAGUAAAUGAUUCUAGUGAAAAUAGAGAGGUGAGUGAUUCUGAAGAUUGUAGCGAAGAGGAUGAAGAAGAAAAUGAGAAUAUGAUAGCAGUGCAUAGAGUUGAAAUUAGUGAAGAUGAGUUAAUUAAUAUAAAGGAGCAAUUAGGAGAAGUUGUUUGUGCAGAGAUGAAUAUUGCCAACCUAGCAGUUAGAGAGAUAACAAGCAUUGCCAAAAGGAAU
Molecule: messenger RNA, 267 nt
Organism: Racocetra persica
Lineage: Eukaryota; Fungi; Glomeromycota; Glomeromycetes; Diversisporales; Gigasporaceae
Source: the annotation of a GenBank genome assembly